GCUGAAUAGCAUAAACCACCUUUUAAGGUUGUCAUGCUGUCUUAUAUUUGUUUUAGCUUAAUUUGUGCCUCUCUUAUUAUGUUGGUCAGUUGAAUGUUAAUUAGAUCCAAUCCAUGUUCAGUAAAAAUAAUUUGAUGCAGAAAUAAACUAGCUAAUAGACCAACUGUAUAGUAUUGUAUACAAGUGUUUAAUAUCGGUAUCGGCAUCGGUAUCGGCCAGAAGUUGUCUGUUUAAAUCGGUAUCGGUAUCGGCCCAAAAAAAUCCUAUCGGUGCAUCCCUAUUUUACAUUACACUUAUAUAAACAUUAAAUUAUUUAAAACAUCAUUAAACAACAUUACCAUCCAUGUGCAAAAGAAAUUUAAGAUAAACAUUUUAAAAACAAGUGAAUGCUACACUUAUGCAUGUUUAAUGUUGUCAUGAUGAGUUGUGUGUCUGGUGUGUAAUUUGGGGAGAUGUCUGGUUGAUUAUUCUGUUACUGAUUCAUCUGCAUCCGCAUCAGGAUACUGGAAUCUGUGCUUUUGUGUUCAUUCAGGUGUGUGAUGUUCAUAACAACUAUAAUUGUAUCUUCAUAGAAAUUUGUGGAUUUAAUUUCAUUAAUUUCCCCAAAGUUUCCUGGUCACCGUGACUCAGUCGGGUUUCUGGGAUUUUCAAAUACAGUAUCUGGACACACAGACAGGUGCGUCGGGCUGUGAAAUUCAACAAAUGUUUUCCGCCUGUCGCCUCUCGUGAGGAGGUGGAGCGACACACAGGUAAAUAUAUCUGCUAUGACCAGCUGAUCCUCAUACUUCUUCAGACUGACAGAGAAACAAACAUCUGCUUAUCUGAACUUCACAAGAUCUUUCCCAACGUCUGAGUUUAGAGACACAGAUUUCAGUGAUUAUAAAGAUGUCAAAUCCUACCAGAGGUCUUGGAGUCAGCGCGUCUACGUCUAGUGCUACAGAUCCACUUCUGACGGUCCGUUCCAUUGACCUUCUAAAAUCUAGAGAUGGACCGAACCGCAGAGAGCACCGCACAGAGUCCUACAUUCAUGAUAAACUGAUCAUUCGCAGAGGACAAACCUUUCAAAUGUGGAUGGAUCUCUCACGACCCUUCAAUCCUAAAUCUGACCGACUGCAGAUGGAGUUUAAGUUAGAUUAUACGUUUCUGAAUAUUCGAGGGAUUUGUGUCACAGUUCCUUUAGUGGAUGAGCUGGAAAACAACCGAUGGGAGAUGAAGAUUGUAGAGCAGAAAGACACAAAGAUUAGAUUGUCAGUCAACACUCCAGCGAGCGCUUCUAUUGGUCAGUAUAAGAUCUCUGUGGUGACGAAUUCAUCUGAGGGAAGAUUGAUUUACCCGUACAGCCAGAACAAUGACUUCUACCUGCUGUUCAACCCCUGGUGUGAAGUUGAUCCAGUGUAUUUAGAUAAUGAGGCUGAGAGGAGAGAGUAUGUUCUGAAUAACAUGGGCAGAAUUUACUACGGUACAGAGAAGCAAAUUGGAACCAGAACAUGGAACUUUGCUCAGUUUGAUCAGGAUAUUCUGGAAGCUUCUCUGUUUGUGUUGGAGAAAGGUCGAGGAUCUGUGACAGCGUGGGGAGAUCCUGUGAAUGUCUGCAGAAUUAUAUCUGCUCUUGUUAACUCUAAUGAUGAUCGUGGUGUGCUGGAAGGUAGGUGGGCAGAGACUUUUGAGGGCGGGACCGCACCGACAGCCUGGAGCGGCAGUGGAGACAUCCUGAGACAAUACUAUAAAAGUUCAGGGACGCCUGUCAAAUACGCUCAGUGUUGGGUUUACGCUGGUGUCACUAACUCAGUGUUGAGAUGUUUAGGGAUUCCUACCCGUUGUGUCACCAACUUUAACUCCGCCCAUGACGCAGACCUCUCCUUAACUACAGACAUUUAUAUUGAUGAGAACCUGGAGGUCAUUAAAGAACGUACACAAGAUUCAGUCUGGAACUUCCAUGUAUGGAAUGAGUCGUGGAUGACUCGUCCGGAUCUUCCGGUGGGUCACGGUGGGUGGCAGGUGGUGGACUCUACCCCUCAAGAGCCCAGUCAGGGUUUCUAUCGCUGUGGGCCAUCAUCUGUCUUUGCUGUUCGUAAUGGACUUGUCAACCUAAAGUACGACACACCGUUUGUCUUUGCUGAAGUGAACAGUGAUAAAAUCUUCUGGCUGAAAAAAGCUGAUGGAAGUUUCUCUCAGGUCAGUGUGGAGACAAAUUUAAUCGGUCAGAGCAUCAGCACCAAAGCUGUGGGUUCAGACAUGCGUACCGAUAUCACACAUCUCUACAAAUACCCCGAGGGUUCAGAAGAGGAGCGUAUCGCUGUAGAAACAGCCAGUCGUUUCGGCUCUAAGCCAAUGGUGUAUCCCUUACCCAGUGCCAGUGAUGUCACCGUUGAAAUUAACAUGGAGGGGGCGGGGCCUCGUGUCGGUAGUGAUGCCAAGCUGACCCUGAUCCUGAAGAACAAAAGUUCAGUUCAACGGACUACCACACUUCUGUGUGAGGUUCUGGUGAUUUAUUACACAGGAGUAAUGAAAACAUCGCUGAAGAAAGAACGAGUUUCUGUCGUCCUCAAACCGCAGGAGGUUAAAUCCAUCCCAUGGAUCGUGCAGUAUUGUGAGUAUAUGAAUCAGCUGGUGGGUCAGGGAGCUCUGUUACUCACCGUCACCGGACGAGUCAAUCAAACCAAACAGAUUCUGGCCACUCAGUUUAACUUCAGACUGAGAACACCAGAUCUGAUCAUUACUCCUGUAGGAGAAGCUGUGAUUGGUAAAGAGCUGACGGUCAAGAUAUCGUUCCAGAAUCCACUGCAGCAGGUGUUGAAGAACGUUCUCUUCCGGAUUGAAGGAUUGGGAAUGCAAAGUGUCAGAAAGAUCUCAUAUGGUGAUGUGGACAAGCUUGCGACUGUUACACUGAUGGAGAAGUUUAUCCCCACAUCCUCCGGUCUUCAGAAGCUUCUGGCAUCGAUGGACUGCCGUCAGCUCACUCAGGUUCAUGGAGUUGCUGAUAUUGUGGUGAAACAACAUUAAAAUAAAAAAAACAUUUACUGCUGUUUGUU
This is a messenger RNA of Paramisgurnus dabryanus, 3032 nucleotides long. RefSeq names its product transglutaminase 1 like 4 (gene tgm1l4). Gene Ontology annotation, molecular function: protein-glutamine gamma-glutamyltransferase activity. The record is from RefSeq and is a predicted model, not a curated record. NCBI's taxonomy places the organism in Eukaryota, Metazoa, Chordata, Actinopteri, Cypriniformes, Cobitidae. Gene Ontology annotation, biological process: peptide cross-linking.